Molecule: messenger RNA, 1011 nt
Organism: Fusarium pseudograminearum CS3096
Lineage: Eukaryota; Fungi; Ascomycota; Sordariomycetes; Hypocreales; Nectriaceae
Exons: 4
Coding region: 1-1011 (336 amino acids)
Cellular component (GO): mitochondrion
Molecular function (GO): oxidoreductase activity; zinc ion binding
Source: RefSeq, a predicted model, not a curated record
AUGCGUGGCAUCCAAAUCACUGAAUAUCUCAAGGGCCCUGAUCAGCUUCAGGUCACUGACCUACCCGAUCCAAAGCCCUCAGAGGAUCAAUAUCUCAUCCAAGUACACGCGGCAGCGGCCAACUUUUUCGACAUCUUGCAGAUCCAAGGAAAAUACCAGAAUCAGCCCCCUUUCCCUUGGGUUGCUGGCGCCGAAUUCGCAGGCACAGUUAUCGCUACACCCACCGACGGUCCCAAGCCCAAGUUCCCUGUUGGAUCGCGUGUCUUUGGCGCGUCCCAGGGUGCGUUUGCGACAAAGAUCUGUGCUAUCGAAGACACUCUGCUGCCCGUUCCUGAUGGCUGGUCCUUCAAGGAGGCUGCUGGCCUGUUUGUCACUGCGCCAACAAGUUAUGGCGCACUGGUUGUGAGGGCGGGUAUUAAGAAGGGCGAUUAUGUUCUUGUUCAUGCUGCCGCAGGCGGUGUCGGUCUUGCAGCCGUCCAAGUGGCCAAGGCAUUCGGCGCAACAGUUAUUGCGACAGCUUCAACACAGCACAAGCUUGACAUUGCCAAGUCCUACGGCGCCGAUCAUGUAAUCUCUUAUAACGACGCUUCAUGGCCCUCGCAGGUCAAGAAAUUGACCCCCGCCUCCCGAGGUGUCGACAUUGUCUACGACCCUGUCGGUCUAGUCGACCUCUCAACAAAAUGCACAGCAUGGAACGGCCGUAUUCUUGUCAUUGGCUUUGCAGCUGGCAAGAUCGAAAAGGUAGCGAUGAACAAGGUUCUCCUCAAGAACAUCUCCAUCGUGGGACUGCACUGGGGCGCGUAUUCCAUUCACGAGCAGGGGACGAUACCUAAGGUCUGGGGUGGCAUUAUGGAACUCGUCAAGGAAGGAAAGCUGAGGGGUACGGAGUAUACGGAUGAGGAGUUUGUUGGCCUGGAGAGGACUGGAGCUGCGCUGAAGGCUUUGGGAGGCAGAGGUACUUGGGGAAAGGUUGUUAUCAAGGUACCCGAGGAGGGACAGAGCAAGCUUUAG